UCCCGGGCCGCCAGCGCGGCGCGGCCGCGGCGCUCGAGUUCCGCCGCUGCCGGGGCCGCCGCCGCCCGUCCCCGCCUCCCCCUGCCCGCCGCCCCGGCCCCUUCCCCCGCCGGGGCCCCUCGGCCCGACCAUGGCCACCAGGAAGGCGGGCUCGCGCCUGGAGACGGAGAUCGAGCGAUGUCGCUCCGAGUGCCAAUGGGAGCGGAUUCCCGAGCUCGUCAAGCAGCUCUCGGCCAAGCUCAUCGCGAACGAUGACAUGGCAGAGCUUCUUCUUGGGGAAUCCAAACUAGAACAAUUUUUGAAGGAAAAUACUCUUAAACACAGUAACAGUCCCCGGGGCCCCCAGCCAAAGCUGACUGAGGUCAGGAAACAUCUCACGGCAGCACUUGAUAGGGGUAAUCUCAAGCCAGAAUUCCUACAAGAAGCUAACCUAAUAAUGGCCAAAUUAAACUAUGUGGAAGGUGAUUACAAAGAAGCUCUGAACACGUAUGCUAGAGUUGGUGUUGAUGACUUGCAGCUGACUGCAGUGCCUCCGUAUCGGCUACGGAUGAUUGCUGAAGCGUAUUCUACAAAGGGUCUCUGUCUCGAGAAACUGCCGAUAUCUUCCUCAGCGAGCAAUCUCCAUGUGGACCGUGAACAAGAAAUUGUCACAUGCUAUGAGAAGGCUGGGGAUAUUGCUCUCCUGUACCUUCAGGAGAUAGAAAGGGUAAUUAAUGCCAACAUACAAAACAGAAGCCCUAAGCCAGGGCCCACUGCACAUGAACAAGAGCUUGGUUUUUUCCUGGAAACAGGACUUCAGAGAGCACAUGUUCUAUAUUUCAAGAAUGGGAUAAAUGUGCAUGAAGAUCAACAGAACUUGACAAGAGGAGUUGGUAGAUUUAGAGAGUUACUAAGAGCUGUCGAAACAAGAACUACACAAAACCUGCGAAUGACAAUAGCAAGACAACUUGCAGAGAUUUUGUUACGAGGUAUGUGUGAACAGAGUUACUGGAAUCCACUGGAAGAUCCUCCUCACCAAUCACCCCUUGAUGAUCCACUUCGAAAAGGUUCAAAUAUGAAGAAUUAUGCACUCAGUAGGAGACCACGGGUAUACGCUGGAGAGAACAUUUUCUGUCCUCAAGAAAAUACAGAAGAAGCCUUACUGUUGCUGCUUAUUAGUGAAUCUAUGGCUAACCGAGAUGCUGUACUGAGCAGAAUACCAGAACACAAGAAUGAUCGCAUCAUCAGUUUGCAAAGUGCAUCUGUAGUCUAUGAUUUACUUACAAUAGCCUUGGGAAGAAGAGGCCAGUAUGAAAUGCUUUCAGAGUGUUUAGAAAGAGCCAUGAAGUUUGCAUUUGAAGAGUUCCAUCUCUGGUAUCAGUUUGCAUUGUCCUUGAUGGCAGCAGGAAAAUCUGCUCGUGCUGUUAAAGUCUUGAAGGAAUGUAUACGUUUGAAACCAGAUGAUGCAACAAUUCCACUCCUUGCUGCAAAGCUCUGCAUGGGAUCUCUGCACUGGUUGGAAGAAGCUGAAAGGUUUGCCAAAGCAGUUGUUGAUCUCGGGGACAAAACAUCAGAGUUCAAAGCAAAAGGCUACUUGGCACUGGGAUUGACUUACAGUCUGCAGGCUACUGAUGCAUCUUUGCGAGGGAUGCAAGAGGUCUUGCAGAGAAAGGCUCUUCUUGCAUUUCAGAGGGCUCACAGUUUGUCUCCAACGGAUCAUUUGGCAGCAUUUUACUUGGCACUGCAGCUUGCCAUUUCCAGACAGAUACCAGAAGCUUUGGGUUAUGUUCGUCAGGCUCUGCAGCUACAAGGAGAUGAUGCCAACUCUCUUCAUCUCCUUGCACUCUUGCUAUCAGCCCAGAAACACUAUCAUGAUGCUUUGAAUAUCAUUGAUAUGGCCUUGAGUGAAUAUCCAGAAAAUUUUAUAUUGCUGUUUACAAAAGUCAAAUUGGAGUCCCUGUGCAGAGGCCCAGAUGAAGCACUCCUUACCUGUAAACACAUGCUCCAGAUUUGGAAAUCCUGCUACAAUCUAACCAACCCAAGUGAUUCUGGACGUGGGAGCAGCUUGUUAGACAGAGCUAUUGCUGAUAGACGACAGCUCAAUACAAUUACAUUACCGGAUUUCAGUGAUCCUGAAACAGCCUCUGAUACUUCCUCAUCUUCUCUCUCAAGAACAGAGUCUCCUCUCCAACUGUUUGUAUCUUCUCAUCUUCCUCAUCCUCAUCCUAAACCAGAUACCUUUGUCUGGCCCCAUGCAGCCUCUCCAUACUGUGACCAAGUUCCUGAGCCCUGUUCACCUACUCGCUGCAAUCCAUCAGAUGCUUACUUUCAUGGGGUUUACUCCCUUUUUUCAGUUUGUAAGUAGUAUUGACUGUGCAGUUCUAUUAAUUUCUGAAGGACUAAAAUCACCUUUUCCUUCAGCACAAGAUGUACCUGUUUUGUCCAUCAGUAGUUGAAGCUUGAUAGUGUGUAAAGCAAGGCUGAUGCUCUUUGCCCAUUCAGUCACCCUAAGGGCUGUAAUCUUACGAGACCUGAAUGCACUCAACUAACACUUGCAUUUAAUAAUUAAAGAGGCAGUAUUCAUUUCUAGAGGACUGCAAAUAAAGAUAUACUAGGCAGAUCUUGUGUAACACAGUGGCCAACUGCCAGUACAUUGUCUUAUAGCACUGCUGUUCCUGAAGAUGUAUGCUGAUCCAGAGCACAGUACUGCAACUACUGUCAUGACUCGUAAUAAGCUACUACUUUCUUUUGUGGUACAAGUUUUGCUUGUAAAAUAAAUGAAGAGUACACUUUGAAAUAAUGAAAUUAUGAAAGCAGACUAAAUAAGAAAGAAUGAAGAAUAUAGAUCAAUAAAAAUAACUGCUGUUUUAAUCAGGAUAUGAAUUAAUAUUCUUUUUCUCUAACCAGUUACUUUAUAAAGCUGUGUCCAUAGCAUUCAGUUGUAUUUUUCAUUGAUUACUUUACCUUUGCAUAAAUUUUUUGGGGUAGUACAGGAGAUCAAUUUGGUGAAGGAGAAAAAAGUAAGAUGAUACAUAAGCCAACAUGUUUCACAGUGACUAAGCACAGAAAAUCUUUUUCAAAGAGCUGAGAGGAUGCUUUGCGAUUGAUGCUGUCCUUACUUGACUACUGUCAUCUCCAUGCACAACUUUGUAGUAAAAGAUAAGUUAGCUUUGUAAUUUGUGAUUGUGAAAAGUAUCUCAGACUCUUAAUGAAUUUUAGAUGAAAAAAAUUGUGAAUUUUGGCUAAAUCUGCCAAUCUGUCAUAUCAAAUGCAUCACUUCAGGGAUGUAUUAGUCCUGCAGAAGGUGCUGCCUCUUUGUAUUAUGUAAUUGCUUUUCUUACAGUUCUCUGUGUGUCGCACCACUAAUGUUCUUACUUCCAGCUCUUUGUGUGCAUGGAAAGUUGAGUCAUGGAGGUUUUCAUCUUUUCUCCUGCAUGAGCAUUGCAGUUAAAGCAUUUUUUUCUUUAUGUGGAUAUUGAAAUGUUUAAAAUGGGAUGAAUGUAAAACUAUUGAGUAACAUUCUCUUUUAUGGCUUAAAAAGAAGUCCUGCCAUAGUGGUUUUGUGAGUUCAUAUGAACAUGUUCAAUGAAGGAUGACAAUCCAUUCUAUUACUCAUUUUCAGGAGGGAAAUUGAUGUACACAGCAAAGUGAUUUUGUUUUUCCCAAAGCUGUCAUGCCAUCUAGGUCCUGAUAGAGUCCACAUAUUAGUUUAUGUCCAUUACAUUGCAUUGUGAGGAAUUUAUGUGGAAAUGACCAGGGAAAGAGCUGAAGAAGUCAUGACACACUCAUUUACAGAGUGUGUGGUAUUUAUAAAUGGUAUUUAAUGGAUGAGUUCAUGUGGACUCUCGUGUAACAUUUAUGAAAAGCCUGAAGAGAAUAAAUUGAAUACUUUAUUCACAAAAAUUAACUGUAGGUGUGACUUGGAAAAGAAAGGUUUCUGUGACAUGACGUAACUUCUUGGGUAAAUUGUUUUUGGUCAAGGCUCUUGGUAGGUUUUCUAUUUGAGAUUGAGUUGAAACAUUGAAUCUGCAACAUGGUUGUUUGCAGGCAGGAUGUUAGUAUGAUGAGAUUCUAGGCAAGUGCCAUUAUAGGAAAUUUGAGUGGGAGGUUAUACCUUUUUGGUAUAGGAACAUUUUGACAUGGUUAAGACCUUCUGUCACACUUUGCAAUGUGAUUGUGAUUCCAGAUGUUAAUCAGUUUAACUAGUGAAUUCUAGGUCUUGCAAAGACAGUCCCUGUUUCACACUUGGCAUUUUUAGUAUAAACAAGCUUUAGAACAAAGCUAAACAAAUGAAAGUGAGUAACCAGGAUCUAUUUUGGUGAUAUAUUAAUUUUCCAGGCCUCAUGAUUUCCAUUUCAAAAUAAAUAUUCUUUGCUGCUUGUGUUAUUUGGAGGGAAUUUUUUCUUGAGUCUCAAAUGUCACAUUAUAACAGCAGGUAUAGAAGUUACCCAGGAAGAGCAAAGGUAUUUUUGUGCAUGAAAGAUCAGUAAAAUUUUAAAUGAAAAAUUGCUGCAACUCUAUCUGAGCAUUUGAAGGAAGCUACAAUACAGUGAAUUGUUAGUGGAAGUGAGGAUAUGUUUGUGUUGGCUGUGAGUCCUGACCUCAGACCAAAGAAAGCCAAACACAGAUAAGAUGGAGACAAGAGAGCAGAGCUGGUGACAAAACCAACAGGGAACCUCCAAAUAAACUGCCUACAUACGAUUUAUAAAGCCUCAAGGAGACUCUAAGACAUAGUUGUUACCCUCAGUUUCUCACAAGCCACUUUGUAUCUUUACCAGUUGUAGCUGAAAUUACUGUAUGUUUCAGAACUGUCAUGUGAGUAUAAAGAUCUGAACCUGUUAGGAUAUCCUGGGUAAGGACAAGGGUACAGAUAAGUUAGUUCUAAUAUGAAAACACUUGAAUAAAAUUUGAAGGAAGGUAGGAAAAAACUUCUUAGUACACAAGAUCUUUAAAUAGUGUUUAGUUUAUGAAAUGAAAAGUUUGCUAAAUGUGUUUUAACAAAAAGAGCCAGAAAUGAAUCAGAUGACAGCUAAUUGUGGCAGUACUAAAGAAGUAUUUAGGGCUUUAUGGGUCAGAGUAUUAGCAUGAGUGCAAUGUCCCUGAAAGAUGCCUGAUUGGCCAUUGCUUUAUGUAUGUCUGUGUUUUCUUCAGAGAACUAAUUGCUGCAAUAUGUUAAGGAGUACCUUUUCCUAAAGAGAAAAUAUAAACAAUUUAAAUAAUACCACUUCAAAGAAAAAUUUUAGAAAUACUUUUAAAUUUUUCCCUCUUUUUAUGCCAUUCUUUGUAAGGUCCAGGUAGGAAGCACUCAUUAUUCAUGCUGUUUAAUUUUAAUACAGAUGGGACAGAAACUCAUAAGAAUCGUAUCCCAGUAUAGUUCUUUUUUAUAAAUAAAUUGAUGUAAAAAAAGUUUUAAUAAUGUAUUAUCAUAUGUGCUUUAUGGUUAAAUACUGGAGCCUUAAAAUCUAACAGCACACUUUCUAUAUGAAAUUACUUGUGCUCUGGCUAGCAGCCAGAGUCCUUGCUUUAAAUAAUAGAAAAUAUAGACCAAUAUAGACCCUUUUUAAUACUAAAUUGCAUACUUGCUUUUCCAAAGGAACAGGUUAGAUCAUCUCCUUUAUGGCAAUGAAUUGCACCUUUUCUUUAAAAAUUGUUCUGGAGAGAAUAAGGUGCUUUCACUGUUAGUCCCUGGAAGGCUAACAAGAGCCAGGCUGCAGUGAUGUGCUUUACAGAAAUGGCUGUCAGACAAGAAGAGGGUUACUCGUGACUAGUGCUUAUUUUUCGUACACUUGCUAGUAUUUUUCUUAUAACAUACUCCAUGUGCUUCUUGCCUAGACUUCCCUUUUAAAUUUCUUCUGAAUUUAAGCUUUAAAAUAGGAGACACAAAAACUAUAGUGAAUGUUCAGCUGUGCAGGCUGGACUUCAAGUUGUUUCAUCAGCCAGUAAAAAGAAAAGCAAACUCUGCUGCCAGACACUGUUUCAGAUAUCCUGGGCAAUUCCUUGCUCAUAAUGACAUGAAAUGCUAAUUAUGUCCUGUGCUGCUUUUCCUUUGUUUCUUUCAAUUAAGGGAACUAUGAUGUAUACUUUAAGACUAACUUCCUCUUCCUACUGAUCUGUGUACUGGGAAUUUCUGAUGCUUUCUGGUUUGUUGAGUUAUCUUGUCACACUUAAAAAUAUAUAUUUCAUGUGACAGAGCUCUUCUCAUUAAAAUUCUUAGAAAACCUGUGAUAUCAAGUGAAGAUUUUGUUAAUUUCUUAACUUGUAAUGAUGAGGACAAGCUUUUGGGGUGCAGUUCAACUUGUAUGCAAUUCAAUACUUUCUUUUGGAGUAUUUGCCAUUGUUGAUCAUUAUGGAUAUGGUGAUGGAAUUAGACAAUUUCUCAUCUGAUCCAUUAUGGAAUAUUUUACUGCCUUUAUUUUUUAAUCAGGCUUAAUCAGUAUGAGAUUUUGUAAUUUGUAAUUAUAAAACAACUAGAGAUAUGCUGAGGAUCAGAUGACAAGAAGGAGUGUAGUUUAAAACAUUCAUGGUCUUGAUUUAAAAAAAAAGUCAUGACUAAAUAUGCUGGCAGUAAUUGACUAUCCAAAGUACAGUUGCCAUUAGAUAUUCUCUAGUCAUAGAAGCUUUUUAAUUCCAGUACUUUGAAAAGGUUAUUAUUUGCCAAUGAGAUUCUAAUCUGACUUGGAAAUGAUACAUUUUAUGAGAAUUAUCCUUAGUAUGCUCUGGGAAUGUUUUCUAUGCAAAAAAACUUUGUGGACUUUUUUUGCCACAAGGUACUUUAACUCAGCCUUCUUGAUUAGGCAAGUUUUACAUUCAGUGCAGUUUGAUGAUGUAUUUGUGAUAGUGUAUGUCAUGAUCACUGUGUGUAUUUUAGUUCUCUUUUUUGUUCUGUUAUUAGUUGUAAAAUAAUCCUCUAAUUGCACUCUGUGGAAAGAUGUGGUUAAUACUAACAUCAAAGUGAAUGCAGCAACCUGAAGACUACAGUGUAUGAUACCACCAAAAGACCUUUUUUGGAUUUCACAUUGCCAGAAAAGAGGUGUCAGGUUUAAUAGAGAGUAUUCAUGGUAGCAACCCCCAAAAAAGUCAGGUACAGUUACCAAAGUUUAGUGUGUUUUUUAUAUAGACUUUCAGACCAAUAUGAAAGCUUUCAUUAGAAAAUUAAUCUGGCAUUUAAAAACAUUCUCCAAAAUGGUAAAUGUAAAUUAAAUAUUGAGUUUGGGGUACAGCCUCUUAUGAAAAAGGUUGCAAUUAAAUGUUUUAUGCCAUGUAUAUGGCCUUCAUUAUUUCUGUGCUGGU
Motacilla alba alba is the source of this 7269-nucleotide messenger RNA. RefSeq names its product tetratricopeptide repeat domain 7B (gene TTC7B). The transcript has 20 exons. Gene Ontology annotation, cellular component: plasma membrane. The coding region runs from base 131 to 2344 and encodes 737 amino acids. The record is from RefSeq and is a predicted model, not a curated record. Gene Ontology annotation, biological process: protein localization to plasma membrane; phosphatidylinositol phosphate biosynthetic process. Gene Ontology annotation, molecular function: protein binding. Lineage: Eukaryota; Metazoa; Chordata; Aves; Passeriformes; Motacillidae.